CCCUUUUGAAGACGAUGACAAAUGCCAACGAUACCAAUGAUACCACUACAUUCACCUCGCUUCCUCAAGAUCUAAUCCAUGGCCUCUAUCCCUUCCUCUCCGCCGCCGAUCUCGCCGCUUUGUCCCUAGUCUCCCGACGCUUCAACGUCCUCACAAACCACUACGGCUGGAAACAUUACGUCCGCGCACAAAGAUGGCACAACAUAACCCACGACGUAUCCGCUCUAUCAUGGCAAGACCAAGCCGCCAUUGGUACGGCGAUUGAUCGGGCGUGGGAUGCGCAUACGUUUACGGCAUCGUUGAUUAGCCGACGGUGGAGGGGGAAGUCGAUGCCGGUUGUUAGGGUUAAUGGGAAGAAGAUCGUUGUUGGGGUUGGGCCUGAACUGCACUUACUUUGGCUUGGGCAGCAGGACAGUACGCCGCCGCCGCCGGCACCACGGCGAGGUUUUCGGCAGGACAGGAGUUUGUCGGGUGGGACGACAAGACCGUGGCAGGUGUGGAAACUGGGGAAGGAUGGUGUUGACGAUGUCACGGACAUUGUGCUCGUGGAGGGAACGGAGGAUGAGGCUAUCGUCAGUCAUGUGAACGGAAAUGUUUUCCGAGUGCGGUUACCCCGGAAAGGACAAACUCACGUCCCGGAGAUUCUACACCACUACAAGCUCUCGAAAGGGACGGUACAAUCCAUUUCCAUGGCUGGGAAGGACAAACUCCUCGCCGCCUCCUCAACAUCCCAAGAAAUUUCCCUUUUCGACCUCCGCGACGCCGCCGAGAACACAUCCAAACCUCUCACCACAAUCUUCCUCCCCUCACGGCCCUGGAUCGUCUAUCCAACCUCACCCAAUGAAUUCGCCAUCGGUUCAUCCGGUACGCACCCACUAUCCUUUCAUACCCUCACCCCAUCCAGCAUCGUACAAACCUAUGCCUUCCCCGCUUCCGACUACAACCUCACCAAAUCCGCCGUGUACGGACUCUGCUCCUACACCCCCUCAACCCUCCUAAGCGGCUGGUACGACGGCGCAGUCCGUCUUCACGACCUCCGUGCUCCACCCCUCUCCACUCCCCAACUCGAACUCGAGUUCCGGGAUCCGCAUGACGCAAUGAGUGCCGUAUACUCACUCACCACCAACGGGCCCGGGGGCCACCAAAUCAUCGCCGGUGCGGCACGAAACGGGGUCAUCAGAGUCUGGGACGCGCGGUACGCCUCAACAUCCAAACAAAAGGAUGGAGGGUGGAGUAUCUUCUUGGGAAGGGAGAGAAGUCCGGUGUAUUCCGUCCAGGCAGAACACGGCAAAAUAUUUGCGAGUACGGAGAGUGGGGUGUAUGAACUUGAUUUCGCUUCGUCUGACAUACUGGGGGAUUCGAAGGAGGCGCAGGUGAAGAGGAAGCUCAAGGGGAGGAGGGAGAUUCUUUAUAAGGGGGAGGAGGACCGGAAGGAUCUGGCACAUGUUUAUACGCAUGUCGAGGGGAUGCCGUUAUAUCAUACGGACGGGCGAUUGGUGUAAGUCUGGUUUGUAAGAUCCUGAGCUCGAGCGAUAUAGAAAAGUGUUUUUGUGAGAAGUUUGUAUCGAGG
Saitoella complicata NRRL Y-17804 is the source of this 1570-nucleotide messenger RNA. RefSeq lists its product as uncharacterized. Gene Ontology annotation, cellular component: preribosome, large subunit precursor. The coding region runs from base 15 to 1502 and encodes 495 amino acids. The record is from RefSeq and is a predicted model, not a curated record. The transcript has a single exon. Gene Ontology annotation, molecular function: protein binding. NCBI's taxonomy places the organism in Eukaryota, Fungi, Ascomycota, Saitoellomycetes, Saitoellales, Saitoellaceae.